Molecule: messenger RNA, 587 nt
Organism: Phyllostomus hastatus (greater spear-nosed bat)
Lineage: Eukaryota; Metazoa; Chordata; Mammalia; Chiroptera; Phyllostomidae
Gene: MORN2
Product: MORN repeat containing 2
Exons: 4
Coding region: 222-461 (79 amino acids)
Source: RefSeq, a predicted model, not a curated record
GCAACCGAGUCGCACUCAGCUCAGAUCUAGCUUUUGGUUCCCUCUUCGCCGCAGAGCUGGCUACUCCGGAGGAAUCCCAGAGUCAAGAAAAUCUCUCCAGGACCUCUCUGUCAAAUGGUGACUGUACAAGAACACCUUCUGGAAUCUUCGAGAGAAAUGGAAUAGGUAUUCAUACAACUCCAAAUGGGAUUGUCUACACAGGAAGCUGGAAAGAUGACAAGAUGAAUGGUUUUGGAAGACUUGAACAUUUUUCAGGAGCAGCAUAUGAAGGCUACUUUAAGGACAACAUGUUUCAUGGACUGGGGACUUACACAUUCCCGAAUGGGGCAAAGUACAUUGGAAAUUUCAAUGAAAAUAGGGUGGAAGGCGUAGGACAGUACACUGACACCCAAGGGCUGGAGUGGUGCGGCAUCUUUCAUUUCACAGCUGCCCCGGGCCUGAAGCUAAAGCUCCACAUGUAGAUGUUCUGCAAGUUUUAAUGUGGUGAUUGAAGCUGUUCGUUGUAAGGAAAACAAAUAUGUCAUCCGAAAUAACUUCACACACCACCUCUCUAUUAUAAUUUUGCCAAUAAAGCCGUCAUUCACUUA